This is a messenger RNA of Vicia faba (fava bean), 411 nucleotides long. The record is from the annotation of a GenBank genome assembly. NCBI's taxonomy places the organism in Eukaryota, Viridiplantae, Streptophyta, Magnoliopsida, Fabales, Fabaceae.
AUGGAUGAAAGUUGGGGUGAGGGAAAGAGAAGCUAUGAGUAUGAAGUAGAAGAGGAAGAAGAUGUGAGUUAUGGAGAUGAUGGAAGGAAGAAAAGGGUAGUGAGUGAACAUGUUAGGAAAGUGUCAAAAGCUGGUGGAUCAGUGACACCUUCUUGUCAAGUUGAUAACUGUAAUGCUGAUCUAACUGGUGGUAAGCAGUAUCAUAAGCGUCAUAAGGUUUGUGAAAACCAUUCUAAGGCUCAUUCUGUGCUCAUUUCAGAGAUGCAACAAAGGUUUUGCCAGCAAUGUAGCAGGUUUCAUGAGUUAUCAGAAUUUGAUGACUUGAAAAGAAGUUGUAGAAGGCGUUUGGCUGGACACAAUGAGAGGCGUCGCAAAAAUGCGUCGGAGUUUAAUGGAGAAGGAAUUCAUUGA